Pterocles gutturalis (yellow-throated sandgrouse) is the source of this 625-nucleotide messenger RNA. It is a transcript of the gene DNAJC27, whose product is annotated as DnaJ (Hsp40) homolog, subfamily C, member 27. NCBI's taxonomy places the organism in Eukaryota, Metazoa, Chordata, Aves, Pterocliformes, Pteroclidae. The transcript has 4 exons. The record is from RefSeq and is a predicted model, not a curated record. Gene Ontology annotation, molecular function: GTPase activity; GTP binding. The annotation marks the transcript as partial.
CCUGGCUGUCACUCAUGCAAGCACCCUGCCUUUGUCUCUACAGGUGAGGAACGAGUUUUACAAGGACACGCAGGGGGUCAUCCUGGUCUAUGAUGUGGGACAAAAGGAGUCUUUUGAUGCUCUGGACACGUGGCUGGCAGAGAUGAAGCAGGAGCUGGGUCCCCACGGGAACAUGGAGAACAUCGUCUUCGUCGUCUGUGCGAACAAGAUCGACUGCACCAAGCACCGCAGCGUGGAUGAAAGCGAGGGGCGGCUCUGGGCAGAGAGCCGGGGCUUUCUUUACUUUGAGACAUCGGCGCAAACAGGAGAAGGAAUCAAUGAGAUGUUUCAGACUUUUUACUCUGCCAUCAUCGACCUGUGUGAUAACGGCGGGAAGCGUCCCCCCUCCAGCAUGGGAGUCGGCUUCACCAAAGAGCAGGCAGAUGCCAUCCGCAAAAUCCGCAACAGCAAGGACAGCUGGGACAUGCUGGGGGUCAAACCUGGAGCCACAAGGGAUGAAGUGAACAAAGCGUAUCGUAAGCUGGCUGUGCUGCUCCACCCUGAUAAAUGUGUGGCUCCCGGCAGCGAGGACGCCUUCAAAGCCGUGGUGAACGCCCGGACCGCGCUUCUCAAAAACAUCAAGUAG